CCUUCCUUCGUAACCUAUCUUCGGAUUCCCGUCAAAUCUGUUUUCCUUUUUAUGCUGCUUCGAAAAUCUUCGGUCGAUCGAUCCCUUGGUGGUCGGUCGUUCGCUGUGCAAUCAAUCUAUCGAUCGCUUUCUCGUUCGCUCGAUAAGGGAAUCUGAGGUUUUGUGGUUGAGAGAUGGCAAGUGGAUUUGGGGAAUCAACGAGCACGCCACCCCAAAGUCCUUCUUGCUCAAGCAGCAAUGGUAACAACAAUGACGCUGGUAAUUUCGAAUGCAAUAUAUGCUUUGACUUAGCCCAAGAUCCAAUUGUAACUCUUUGUGGUCACCUCUUUUGCUGGCCUUGCCUGUAUAAAUGGCUCCAUAUUCACUCCCAUUCACGGGAAUGUCCUGUUUGUAAGGCCCUAAUUGAGGAGGAGAAGUUGGUCCCUCUAUAUGGCCGUGGAAAGAACUCAACAGAUCCGAGGUCUAAGUCGAUUCCCGGCAUUAACAUUCCAAAUCGCCCGGCUGGACAGAGACCUGAAACAGCCCCUCCACCCAAUCCAAACCACUUUGCACAACAUGGGUUUGGAUUCAUGGGUGGAUUGGGGGGAUUCGCACCAAUGGCAAGUGCAAGGUUUGGGAACUUCACAUUGUCUGCAGCAUUUGGUGGUCUCAUCCCAUCAUUGUUUAACCUUCAGGUGCAUGGAUUCCCUGAUGCUACCAUGUAUGGGGCUGCUGCUGGGUUUCCAUAUGGGUUUUCUCAUACAUUUCAUGGGGGACAUGCACAUCGAUUCCCCCACCACACAAAUCCAGGACAGCAGGCAGAUUACUAUCUGAAGCUGCUGUUUUUUAUGAUCAUUUUGUUUGUUAUCCUUGCCCUAGUGUUGAAUUAGGUUAAAUUUGAUACCAGAGGCCAUUGGAUGUCUAGGGUUGUCGAUCUUCCGCAUUUAUGAUCUGUUAAAUGUAUUUAAUGUGUCUUUCUGAGGAAAUUGUUCAUAUAAUAUUUUUUCAGAACUUAUGUAGGGGUCUAUAAUGUCCCGUCAUCAUUGAAUAUGACUUCUGUUUUUAUAA
This is a messenger RNA of Camellia sinensis, 1047 nucleotides long. Its product is annotated as RING/U-box superfamily protein. The record is from RefSeq and is a predicted model, not a curated record. Gene Ontology annotation, biological process: ubiquitin-dependent protein catabolic process. Gene Ontology annotation, molecular function: metal ion binding; ubiquitin protein ligase activity. NCBI's taxonomy places the organism in Eukaryota, Viridiplantae, Streptophyta, Magnoliopsida, Ericales, Theaceae. Gene Ontology annotation, cellular component: endoplasmic reticulum.